This is a messenger RNA of Daucus carota subsp. sativus, 620 nucleotides long. RefSeq names its product glutathione S-transferase U17-like. Gene Ontology annotation, cellular component: cytoplasm. The coding region runs from base 105 to 473 and encodes 122 amino acids. Gene Ontology annotation, molecular function: glutathione transferase activity. The record is from RefSeq and is a predicted model, not a curated record. Lineage: Eukaryota; Viridiplantae; Streptophyta; Magnoliopsida; Apiales; Apiaceae. Gene Ontology annotation, biological process: glutathione metabolic process. The transcript has 3 exons.
UCAUAUUCUCUCCCUCGCCCCUCUUCUCUCCUGCCAUUAUUCCGUCUCCGCCGAAAAUUCAAAGUGGAGUGGUGAUAGCUCCUCGAUUCUCCCCUCUGAUCCUUAUGAUCGUGUUGUUGCGCGAUUCUGGGCUGCGUAUUUUGAUGACAAGGUGGUUCCAGUCCAGAGAGCGAAAGGGUGGCGUUGAUAGAGCAGCUAGCGGAAGGAUUGGUGCCGAGGAGGCUUUCGAGACAUGUAGCAAAAGGAAGAGCUACUUCGGGGGAGAUAACAUUGGUUACACUGAUAUUGCUGUUGGAAGCUUCAUUGGAUGGAUCAAGGCAAUCGAGAAAAUGAGUGGCAUCAAGGUUCUGGCUGAGGCAAAAACACCGGGCCUCGUCGGAUGGGUGACCAAGUUUCUGUCGACUGAUGCUGCUAAGAAAUUUGUUCCGGAGCCUGAAGUGUAUGUUGAGCUUCUUAAGAAGAUGCAGGCUUGAGCCUGAGCUGCAUAAAGGAACUGGGGGUGUGUCUGUUUGAUCCAAUAAGUGACUUGUGUUUUCUAGCAAGUUUAUGUAGUAUUAAAAUCAUAAGAUAAGUACAGAUCGCUUGUAAUAUUUGAAUUAUAAGUGUGAAGUACAUGUUAU